AUGACCAUCGUAAUUCUGUCCCAGGGAAACUGUGGCCUCUCUAGAUGUACUGGCCGCUAUCUGGUGUCCAUGGCAGUGGUGGAUUUGCUCGUCAUCAUCUUCUGUGUGAUCCUAAACUAUCUGGGAUCUUUCCAUUUCCCGGUCUCCUUCCUCAACCACUACUACGUCUGCAGUUUGAACAGCAUCAUGAAUGCAGCAGUGGUGGACAGCUCAGUCUGGCUUACUGUCGCCUUCACUUUUGAUCGCUUCGUGGCUGUCUGUUGUCCCAAGUGGAAGGUCCGAUACUGCACGGAAAGAACAGCAGUUUGGGUAAUCCUGACCAUCUGCACAGUGAGCUACCUGAGAAACAUCCCACGCUACUUCACUUAUGAACCUGAUCACAGUCGUGGACCAUUUCCCCUCUGCCGCCUCCGUAACCUGUGUACCAAAACCCCCUGGGCAACGUAUCUGUGGUCAGCCACCGUCUUUACGCCCCUCAUUCCUUACGCAUCCAUCUUACUGCUGAACGCUCUGACCGUCAGACACAUCCUGGUGGCUAGUCGUAUCCGCAAGGGAUUCCGGGGUCGAAGCCAUCAUGGGAAUGGUGGAGACCCAGAGAUGGAGAAUCGAAGGAGAUCCAUCAUCCUGCUCUUUGCCAUAUCAGGCAACUUCAUCGUGCUAUGGAUGACCAGGGUGGUGGAUUUUGUGUUCCAGGAGAUGUUGCUGAACUUGAGCUCAAUGCGUUUAGUCACCGACAUAGGGGAGAUGCUGAUGUAUCUGAGCUCCUGCACCAACACUUGCAUUUACACUCUCACACAGGCAAAGUUCAGGGAGGCAAUGAGGCGCAUGAUAACCCAUCCCAUUAUUCAUUGCCUGAAGUUCCUGAGAGGCUAG
Chiloscyllium plagiosum (whitespotted bambooshark) is the source of this 873-nucleotide messenger RNA. Its product is annotated as putative G protein-coupled receptor 139. The record is from RefSeq and is a predicted model, not a curated record. Gene Ontology annotation, molecular function: G protein-coupled receptor activity. NCBI's taxonomy places the organism in Eukaryota, Metazoa, Chordata, Chondrichthyes, Orectolobiformes, Hemiscylliidae. Gene Ontology annotation, biological process: G protein-coupled receptor signaling pathway. Gene Ontology annotation, cellular component: plasma membrane.